Messenger RNA from Drosophila innubila, 3879 nucleotides. RefSeq names its product gamma-tubulin complex component 3-like. NCBI's taxonomy places the organism in Eukaryota, Metazoa, Arthropoda, Insecta, Diptera, Drosophilidae. The coding region runs from base 329 to 3085 and encodes 918 amino acids. The transcript is spliced from 5 exons. Gene Ontology annotation, molecular function: gamma-tubulin binding; microtubule minus-end binding. Gene Ontology annotation, biological process: cytoplasmic microtubule organization; mitotic cell cycle; meiotic cell cycle. The record is from RefSeq and is a predicted model, not a curated record. Gene Ontology annotation, cellular component: centrosome; spindle pole; gamma-tubulin small complex.
CCGUCCCUGGCUUGCAAAUUUAUCGCCAUUUUUAGUUUUAUAUUUACAACACACACAACGUUUUGUUAUUAUCAGAUAGCGUCCUGUAAGUCGUAUGUGGGGUUUUAAUUGAGCAGUCAAGGUGCCAUUUCUAGCAUGAGAAUUGGCGCAUUCCAUGUGACAGUGCAAGCUGAGCGGGAACAGCUCUGUUAUUCGCCUAUUUGUUCAGCAGUUGUCGUUUCUCAUCUGGCCGCCAAUUGAACCAUAAACAACAAAACAAUAAAAACAAAAAAAAGCGCGCGGGACAUCAAAAAUUUGUUAAGCGUCAUUUAAUUAAUAUCCGGCAAUCAUGUCACAGAAUAUAAAAAUAUCAAGUGCCAACAAUAAUUCAAGGCCAAAUUCAGAAUUAAAGAGCCUACUCACAAAUUUCAGUGAGGUCAUAAAUGGCAAGGAGGCUCUGAAUGAUUUAGAUGCAUUCGUGUCCAAUGCCGUGCAGUAUGUUAGCAUGGAUCCAACUGUCUUCGAUAGUCUCUUGCCGCGCUCGGAGAACGACUGUGUACAAAAGAUAAUGUCACUGCUGAACUCGAGGUCCAAUUUACAGGAUGGAUUGCUGCCUGGAGAGAUAUUUCAGGAGCGCUAUAAUGACUCCACAGAAGGGAUUAACGAUCCUCGUCUGCGAGACCUUCUGGCCAAUCUUCUGCUAUCCAGCUUACAGGAUGAUCCACAGUAUCACAUAAAUGAAAUGACAUUGUUGCCAUUUCAUCACAGAAAACUGGCUAUCAAAUCGAAUUCGAUUUCCAGCCAAAAUGGCAAUGGAAUCAAUGGACUCAAAUCCUUGGCUCGUUGCAGUUAUGAUCCCACACAACGUAGCAUCGGCCUGGGACACCAGCCAAUGCCCAACUAUAUGCUGGAGUUGUCAAAGCAAAAGAAUGUCGAUAUCGUUCACGAUAUUGUCCAGAAUGCGAUAUAUUCGUUUAUGGGAGCACAGGGAAAGUACCUGAAGAAGGAUGUGAUUACGGGACGCUUCAAGUUGGAUCCGCAGAACAUGAAGAGCCUAACGGUCGAGCAAGCCGGCAUGCUGUUUCGUCUGUCCGAGCUGGGCUACUAUCAUGAUCAGGUCACGACAUUCUCAAAUAUAUCAACCGGCUACAAUGCAAUGGGUUGCAUGGGACAGGCAUUCAUCGCCAAGCUGAAGCUGGAACUGAACGAUUUCCAUGGUCAGGUGGCUGAGCUGCAUGAUAUGCUCAAUAAAUAUCGUCAGUCGCAGUCGCAGGAUUAUGCGAAUCGCGAACAGAGCUGGAUGAACAGGCAACGGAAGCCAAUGACGUUACUGAAGCUUCUCACCUGGUAUAUUGAGCCACUGCAUCGCAUGCAAUGGUUAACCAAGGUCGCGAAUGCCUGCCAAUUGAAGAAGGGCGGCGAAUUGGCAUCCGUCAUAUAUGGAUUUCUCAAUAAUGGUGAUCCUACGGUCGAUAAAUUGGCCAGUGAUAUGUUAACCGUCUGUUGUACUCCCUUGGUGCGAAUGAUCUCAAAGUGGAUGCUCGAGGGGAACAUUAACGAUAGCUACGGCGAGUUCUUUAUCGAAUCCCUUCCAGAGGUCGGUGCAGAUCGACUCUGGCAUGAUAAGUUUCGCCUGCGGCUCAACAUGCUGCCCAAAUUCAUCUCCCUCGAGUUGGCUGACAAGAUUCUCAAGACGGGAAAGAGCAUCAACUUCCUGCGGGAAAUAUGCAAAAUUGAUGAAGCUGUCAAGGGUCGAGAGGAGCUCAAGGAUAUCAUUGACAAUCGUGGUAAGUUCUCUCCCGGCACAUCCAACUGGCAUCUAUUUAUGUAUAUGUAUGUUUCCCCAGUUUCCCAGAUCUUCUCCUUUGUGCCUGAUACCAGCUGGCAUGCGGCCAUCGAGACUUGUUACUCCCAAACGUCCAAGCAUGUGCUGGACAUUAUGGUGGGACCACAUAAGCUGUUGGUUCAUCUGCAAGGAAUGCGACGCUAUCUGCUGCUUGGUCAGGGCGACUUUGUCAGCAUCUUCAUCGAGAACAUCAAGGACGAACUGGGGAAGCUUGGCACCGACCUCUACUCACACGAUUUGUCCUCUAUGCUGGAUGCUGCACUGCGUUCCACAAAUGCCCAGUACGAUGAUCCAGAGAUCCUCAAUCAUUUAGAUGUGGUUGUUAAGACGCCAUUUGCCGGUGAUUGCGGCUGGGAUGUCAUCUCAUUGCAGUACACAGUCCGUGGUCCUUUGGCCACCAUGCUGGAACCUGCCAUGCCCACGUACAAGACGCUUUUUAAGCCACUGUGGCGCAUGAAGCACAUGGAAUUCGUGUUGUCCACAAAGAUAUGGAAGGAGCAGAUGGGGAAUGCCAAGGCACUGCGCGCAUUAAACGGCGAGAUUGGCAAAGUCACCUACAGAUUGCAUCUGUUUACGGCGGAAAUCAUGCACUUUGUACACCAGAUGCAGUAUUAUGUGCUCUUUGAGGUGAUUGAAUGCAGCUGGGUGGAGUUACAGAAGCGCAUGCAGCAGGCAACUGCACUGGAUGACAUUCUGGAUGCACACUCAAAGUUCCUGCAUGCGAUCAGCAUUGGAUGCUUUGUGAAAUCAUCUAAGAACGUGGAAAUCCAUCUAGAGGUGGUGUACGAUAGUAUCAUUAGCCUGGUGAAUACACAAUCGCAGUUUUAUGACGAUUGUUUCCAGGAGCUUGCUGCCCGCCAGCAAAUGGCCCAAACAAUUGCCGAUUCGGAACGUAGUGGAAGUUUUGGAUUGACCACUGUACAAAAGAUGGAACGUGACCAGGAGCGUAAGAUCUUUGAGCAGAAGGUGCUCACCUUCUGUCGCAACCUUGAGGAUUAUGCCAAUGCCUACGGCAAAGCUGUCGGAGGCUUUCUCCUGGCGCUCAACUCCAGCUCCGAUCCGAAUCUUCAGCUGUUCGGCACGCGUCUGGACUUUAAUGAAUACUACAAGAAGCGGGACACAAAUCUCAGCAAGCCGUUAACCUUCGAGCACAUGCGCAUGAGCAAUGUGAUGGGCAACUCCAAGGGUCUCACAGCAGGACGCUACAGUAUGAAUCCGCACCCAACCACUGCACAGUUUGGUCACAUGGCUCUGGACUAACGAUUAUGUCAAGCACAUGACAAUCAUCAAACGCUUUGCAUCAGUGCCAAUAACAACAACUACGAGUAUAUAUUUAACAAAAGUUGCGGGCAAAUAGCUUCAAAUUGCUGCGAAAUUCUCUAAAUCGGGUUUAAUCAUAAUGUAAUUAAUUCAUAUAUACGAGUAUAGUUAAUGGGCGACUGCACGCAAGCUACCUGCAAACUGAAUUAUUGUUGUUACAAACGAAAUUCGUUUUUAAAUCUGUAUCACAAUUUUCCAAUUGAUUUGAAAUUGUGUCCAAGUCGUGACAGUAUUAAGCAAUUAAUUAUUGAACACUUAACUAUUUGUUUAUCUUUCGCACAAUCACAAUUUAAGUAUAUAGUUUAUAAACAGACAGCGCAAAGCGUUGUUAUCGAAUAUGCAUAUAUUUUAUACAUCUAGAUUUAUCUUAUCUUUGUCCUUCUCCGCUGAAUUUUUUGUAUCGUUUAAUCACAACUUACGGCCUUUAAAAUCGGCUUCAUCUGCACCAUUCAAGAAAAUCCUCCAUCUAAUCAAAAAGGCUUGGUAUUGUCACUUUCCUGUUUCUGCCAUUAAUUGUUAAUGCUAACUACAUUUUGUUAAACUAUCAAACUUAACUAAACUAAAAAGAUUUUAAUCAUAAGGCAAGCUCAAAUUUUAGGGAUUUAAUGCCAUAUAUGGAAUGUUGCCAUUUGCUAUGGAAAGGUAAAAUUAAUGAAGCGAUUUUAAAUGUUAAUAUUAUAAAAGCCAAUCUAAACUAAUUCUAAAUAAAUAAAUUGUUAUGAAUUUUGAAAUUA